Messenger RNA from Paramecium sonneborni, 892 nucleotides. The record is from the annotation of a GenBank genome assembly. NCBI's taxonomy places the organism in Eukaryota, Ciliophora, Oligohymenophorea, Peniculida, Parameciidae.
CAAAAAGAUAAUUUUAUUUUUAAGAUUUUUAGUUCAUUUUACCGCUAUUGAUAACUAAUUCAUAGUAUGCGGAUCUAACUCAAUAAAUUUAUUAGUUGAUAUGAAGUCUGAUCUAAAGUACUCAUGCUUCGAAAAUAUAAGAUAUAGAAUACUUCUUUAAUUGGAGGUAAUUUUGUUAGAUGUAAUUUGAGUGGAUCAGAAUUCAAUAAUGUGGAUAUAAGCGGACUGAAUUUAAAUGGAGCUUAAUUAUUUAAUUGUAAAUGGAAGAACUUGAAAAUCCAUGAGCUAAAUAAAUUUGAUGGCCAUUCUAAUUAUAUAUAAUCAGUAUGCUUUUCUCCAAAUGGUACUACAUUAGCAUCUGGUAGUGCAGAUAAGUCUACCUGUUUAUGGGAUGCUAAAUCAGGUUAAUAAAAAAAUAAAUUUGAAGGCCAUAAUGAUUAGAUCUGUUCGAUAUGCUUCUCCUCUGAUGGUAAUACAAUAGCAUCUGGAAGUAGAGAUUACUCAAUCUGUUUCUGGGAUAUUAAGACAGGAGAAUUAAAAUUCAAAUUGGAUGGUCAUACUAGUUAUGUUUCAUCAGUAUGCUUCUCACCUAAUGGUACUCUAUUAGCAUCUGGUAGUUGGGAUAACUCCAUCCGUUUAUGGGAUUCUAAAACAGGAUAAUAAAUAACCAAAUUGGAGGGCCAUUACGAUUGUAUCAAUUCAGUUAGUUUCUCGCCUGAUUCUAUAACAUUAGCAUCUGGUAGCUGGGAUAACUCUAUCCGUUUAUGGGAUCUUAAAACAAGAUAAUAAAUAUCAAAAUUGGAUGGCCAUCAUGAUAGUGUCAAUUCAGUAUGCUUCUCUCCUGAUGGUACUAAAUUAGCAUCUUGUAGUGGAGAUAAAUCUAUUCGUUGAU